Molecule: messenger RNA, 2350 nt
Organism: Salvia splendens (bonfire salvia)
Lineage: Eukaryota; Viridiplantae; Streptophyta; Magnoliopsida; Lamiales; Lamiaceae
Exons: 3
Coding region: 366-2075 (569 amino acids)
Molecular function (GO): protein binding
Source: RefSeq, a predicted model, not a curated record
GGUGUGUAGAGAUAUAUACAGUACAGUCACUCUUCCAAGAUUUUUUCUAGCGUGUUUUUAGUGUUUGUUUUUUCAUUUUCCUUCUUAUUUUCUCGUGGUAUUUAAACCCCUUCCUUCACACCUUUUCUCUUCGUUCUUGACAAGCAAAGCCGCGGUGCUUGUUUCAAAGCCUGGUGGCGCCGACGGAGUGCUUUUUUCCGGGUUUUGUGUUUGAGUUGAGCGCAAGUAAAAUUUUGGGAUUGGUCCCUUUUCCCUGAUUCGAAUCAACGAGAAUUUUGCGGAAAAAGUGUUUUUAUCUUUUAAUAGAAAAGUGAGAUUGAUUCCUCCCUUUCCCUCUCGAUUCUUUGUUUGAUUUCGAUUGAAAUAUGGUAUUGAAAGUAGCCCCAGCUUCACUGCACUGGUCUCAGCCGUCAGUACCCCAAUCGCCGCCGUCUUUCUCCCAUACAUUGGCCUCCUCCAUCUCCUCCCCGUCUUCGCGGCGGCGGCGGAGCUUCGCUAGCGGCGAUGGAUCCCUCUUCUGCCGCUUCGUGGAGAAAUCCGACGUAUUCCUCGGCGCGAAUCCGCCGCGCUAUCUCCACCGCUCUCGAUCAUGCGGCAGCAAUAAGAGAUCCCGCGCUCGGACAAUCCGAAAAGCCCUAACCGCCAGCUUGGGUUCAUUCUCCGACGAAGAAUUCUCGAAGCAAAUUCAGGAAUUGGCUCUCAGAUUCCAGCUGAGCGAUGACGAUGAUGUCGACGCCAAUUCACAAUUGAAUGAAUUCGAGACUAGAUUCGCUAAUGCCGGUGCAGGUGAGGCGAAGUUCUCGGAGGGUUUGAAGCCGUUUGAUGCCUUGGUCGCACCCUAUUUCCCCUAUAGGGACGAGAUAAUUCCAUCUAAUAUUGAGAGGAUACCGAAUAGCGGUGAAAUCCCAUUGUCACUUGGGAUGAUCAAGAGAAAGGAGCAGUGGCAGGGGGGGCUUGUGGGGGCCAGAGGUGCGGCUUAUUGCUCGAUGAAAAAGGCGUUUUCGUCUAUGGUGUUUAUAAUCCGAGAGCUCCAUAGCUAUACAUUGCAGAUGAGGUCCUUUUUAUACUACGAGGAUAUGGAGGGGAUUGUAGCCAACGUGCAGAGAGAAAUGCACGCCUCGUUUGUAUGGUUGUUUCAGAAGGUUUUCUCUACAACCCCGACUUUGAUGGUGCAUGUGAUGAUACUCUUAGCAAACUAUAGUGUCUUCUCAAUGUCGAGUAAUGCAGCCAUAGCGGCUACAUCACCGAUGUACGGUGCUGCAGCAGCGGCCACCACUGAGGAGGUGUCUGUGAUCGAUGAGCAGGGCUUGUCCCGGAAGAAGUUUGAUGCAUCGAUCCUUAAGACACUGAAGCUCUCUUCCUCUACUGGGAAGGCAGCUUCGGUUGGAGGGAGCAACGGGAGUGGUGGCGGGAAGUUCCGGUCUGUUGCUAGUGGGACUGAUGGAGAUGGGAGGUUUGAUGAGUCGAGUUAUUAUAGUACCAUAGCGCCUGAUAGUGUGUCCUCGUUUGUGAACCCAUCUAGGACUAGUGGGGAGGAGUCUGUCUCGAGGCAGGUUUCUGUGGAGGAGGAAGCCACGUUGUGGGAUUCGAUUGUGGAUGAGGCUGCCAAGAUGCAGGCUGCACCGAAUGGCGAGGUUUUUGAUCAAGAAACGAAGGAAGGAUUCGUUUCUCCUGUUGAUGCUAGGAUUGAACAGGAUGACAGUUCAGAAUAUUUUAGAAUGGAGUUACUGUACCAAACAGAAUUGACUCAAGAACCCAACAAUCCACUUUUGCUAGCAAAUUAUGCUCAGUUUCUCUACCUCGUGGUUAGGGAUCUUGACAGGGCGGAGGACUACUUUAAGAGAGCCACGGAGGUGGAGCCAAAGGAUGCGGAGGCACUGAAUAAAUAUGCUAACUUCCUGUGGGCGGUGAGGAAUGAUCUGUGGGCAGCCGAGGAGACCUACUUGGAAGCCAUUGCUGCAGAGCCUAGCAACUCAUACUACGCAGCCAACUACGCCCAUUUCCUAUGGAACACAGGCGGAGAAGACACUUGCUUCCCUUUGAGCUCGCCCGAGGCAGAAUCAGAUGGUCUGUAAAACUCUUACAUUGGUGUGAUCAAGAGCAGGAGGCUCCCGCGAAUGGUCUUUGUUGAUGAUCAAACUCCUUGGAGAAAGAAAAAAGAGAGAAGAAAGAAAAUCAAUUUUAUUUUUGGGUUUUUUUCUUUGUUUUGAUUUUGGUGGGGUGCAAAGAGAGAUGCUCUUUGAUUUUAUUUUGUACUCUACCUACUUAUACACAUGCGAUUGGCAUAAUUGUAAUUAAACUCUCUUGUCAAUAAUUAAAUGCCAUUUUAUUCUCUUUGAAAGUUACAUUU